CCUUGCUUGCAGCCUUGCGGAGGCCGUGUAAGCUGGGGCCGCAGUCGCGGGAGUGUCCUGAGGCCUGGGGUAGGGGAAGGGCAAGGUCAAGAUCAGCCGCCUGGAGGGGUUCAAGGUUUGAAUCCCACCCUGAGUGAAAUGGAGAACUUUUGUGCCCCCAACCCCAGGGACCCGAGUGGAGGUGUCCCUCCCGAAGCGCCCCAUGCUGACGGCUCUUCCCUGCUGUUCCUGCCCCUGCCCUGGCUACUGGUGUGAUGAGUAACACGACAGCACCCAGUGCCCCCAGGGCUGCCAGCGACUCCAUGGUGGGCUACGUGCUUGGCCCUUUCUUCCUCAUCACCCUAGUGGGGGUGGUGGUGGCUGUGAUGAUGUACAUCCAGAAGAAGAAAAGGGUGGACAGGCUCCGGCACCAUCUACUGCCUCUGUACAGCUAUGACCCAGCAGAAGAGCUGCAUGAAGCCGAGCAGGAAUUGCUGGGUGAGGGGGGGGACCCUAAGGUGGUCCAUGGCUGGCACAGUAGUUACCAGCACAAAAGGAUGCCCCUUUUGGAUGUGAAGACAUAAACUAAGGAAGCAGACCCCCACCAAGCUCUGGCUCCACUGGAAGGGAGACCUUUUUACCUGUUACAAGAGUUCUGAAUUGCUCAUUUCUGCCCUCUCCCACUGGAAAGCCUCCUCCUCCCUUGCCCAGUAAUAGGACACACAAUAGUCAUUCCUUAUUGACCUGCUGGCAGGGGCAGCUGUCCUUUCCUAGCAGAGGAUUAGAACCCCAUCUCUGUCUUACUUUUUUGAACUGGGCACUUGCCCAUAGCAUCUUUUGGCAAAUCCUAAAACUGGAGAGGAGGGGGCAGGCAUUACCUGGACUUUGGUUGUAUCCCUCACCUUCCUCAGAGAUGUCCCAGCAUGCUCAACUUUGCCCUUGCUACUGUCAGGUGCUGGGUUAUGGUUUCCUAGGGAGGGAUUUGUAGAAUCCCACCUCUAGGGAUGGCUUUGUUUAUAUUAUACAGUGUAUAUAUAUUUUGUAAAUAAAAUGUUUUGUGGAUGGGAAUGUGGCUGAAGAUA
Messenger RNA from Vombatus ursinus (common wombat), 1061 nucleotides. RefSeq names its product small integral membrane protein 29. NCBI's taxonomy places the organism in Eukaryota, Metazoa, Chordata, Mammalia, Diprotodontia, Vombatidae. The transcript has 5 exons. Bases 255 to 563 code for a protein of 102 amino acids. The record is from RefSeq and is a predicted model, not a curated record.